GGGUGUAGAGCCCAUGUUGGGUGUAGAAAUUAUUUAAAUACAUAAAACUUAAGGAGAAAAAAAACCUGUUUAGUUACUGGAUAGGGCGAUUUAUGCCACCAAAAGUCCUCUAAAAUUGUACCUUUCUAGCUGUAGCUCUCUGGGGGAGGGAGGGUAACAGCCAAACAGGCAAGAUGAUUCUAGGUUCCCCCAGAUUCCUUUUCUUCCUAUAGUUAUAUUACUUGAUAACUAUUGCUUGCUAUGUUUUGCUCCUCUGAACCCCAAUCCUACUUUUCUAAACUCUUGGCAUCUAGUAAAUCUUCCCUGAUUGAAGAAGUCAGAGUGUUUGGAUUUUUACCUGAAAACCUGGCAGUUUUCAACUGGGAGUGAUUUUGCGCUCCCAGUGAAUAUUUGGCACAUCUGGAGACAUUUUUGAUUCUCAUGACUGGGUGUGCUACCGGCAUCUUGUGGGUACAGUCUGGGGUUGCUGCCAAACUUCUCCCACACAGGACAGCCCCUACAACAAAGAACGAUCCAGGCCAAAAUGCCACUGGUGCUGAAAUUAGGAAACUCUGCUGUAACUGGAGUCCCGGCCGCUACAUGUUGUGCUGGGAAAUGAAGCCUGUGACUUGGACUCCAUGGUGUCAGCUCUUGCCCUGGCUUUUUACCUGGCAAAGACAACAGAGACUGAGGAAGUCUUUGUGCCAGUUUUAAAUAUAAAACGUUCUGAGCUACCUCUACGAGGUGACAACGUCUUCUUCCUUCAGAAGAUUCACAUUCCAGAGUCCCUCUUGAUUUUCCGGGAUGAAAUUGACCUCCAUGCCUUGCACCAGGCUGGCCAACUCACCCUUAUCCUUGUUGACCAUCAUGUCUUACCCAAAAGUGACUCGGCCCUAGAGGAGACAGUUGCAGAGGUGCUAGACCAUCGACCCAUCGAGCAGAGACACUGCCCUCCCUGCCACAUUUCAGUUGAGCUGGUGGGAUCCUGCGCUACCCUGGUGACCGAGAGAAUCCUGCAGGGGGCACCAGAGAUCCUGGACAGGCAAACUGCAGCCCUUCUGCACGGAACAAUCAUCCUGGACUGUGUCAACAUGGACCUGAAAGUUGGAAAGGCAACCCCAAAGGACAGCACAUAUGUGGAGAAGCUGGAGGCCCUCUUCCCAGAUCUGCCCAAGAGAAAUGACAUCUUUGAUUCUCUACAAAAGGCAAAGUUUGAUGUAUCAGGACUGACCACUGAGCAAAUGCUGAGAAAGGACCAGAAGACCAUUUGCAGACAAGGCAUUAAGGUGGCCAUUAGUGCAAUAUAUAUGGAUUUGGAGGCCUUCCUGCAGAGGUCUGGCCUCAUUGCAGACCUCCAUGCUUUCUGCCAGGCGCACAACUGUGAUGUCCUGGUCGCCAUGACUAUCUUUUUCAACACUCACAAUGAACCAGUGCGGCAGCUGGCUAUUUUCUGUCCCCAUGCAGCGCUCCGAAUGAUGAUCUGUGGAGUUCUGGAAUGCUCCCACUCUCCGUCCCUGAAGCUGACCCCUGCCCCAAGCACCCACCCUAACCUCCAGGCCUAUCUUCAGGGCAACACCCAGGUAUCUCGGAAGAAACUUCUGCCUCUGCUCCAGGAGGCCCUGUCAGCAUAUUCUGACUCUGUGAAGAUCCCGUCAGGGCAGCCCGAGACCGAGGGUGUGUGCAGGGAGCAGGCGGACAAGGACUUGGACAGGGCGGGGAGCUCCCUGGUGCCUGGACUGAGUCAAGAUGAGGAGGAGCCUCCACUGCCCCCCACGCCCAUGAACAGCCUGGUGGACGAAUGCCCCCUGGAUCAGGGGCUGCCAAAACUCUCAGCUGAGGCCAUCUUCGAGAAGUGCAGUCAGAUCUCACUGUCACAGUCGACUGCUGCCUCACUGUCUCAGAAGUGACUGCUGGGGCGGUCGGGGUAGGGAGGGCGGUUGCUCGAACCACCUCAGUUGCACGUGUUGAGAUGUGUCAGCAGUUCUGACUUCGGUGCUCUGGGGUCUGGUGUACUGUUUUCGUGAACCUGGGAGGAGAAAGAAGUGAAAGAAAACAGUUGCUUGAGGGAUGGCUUUUGGCCUUUUCUCCAGAUCUCUACCCAUUAGACAGAUUAUAUUAUUUAAUUUAAUUCUCCAAAUCUGCACUGACUCUCCUCUGUUUCGUUGGCCAGGGGCACAAGGUAGUACCUGCAUAGCUGCGGCAGAGCGGCACAGGAAAGCAUACCCCAGCAGUGCCCUCAGUAAGGCUCUUCAACAGAACCGGUAUCUCUCAUGAAACCAAGCAAUCAUUGUCUCCUUGUAUUCAUUUAUUCUCUUAUUCAUUCAGGUAUUUAUUGGUUACCUCCUUUAAGCUAGAUAGAAGAGUGUGCUUUUGGAAACUUCUCUUCUGUUUUCAGCCUUCAGCAGAAUCCGGCCCCAUGAUUCCUCUUUCUGCCCCCAGUUAAGUGGUGGUGUCUAAGGCCGAGGUGGCCACAGUUGUGUUCUGAGCUCAUUCUGACUCUUUUAGGAUUGUUUGGAGGCCAUUAUCUUCUGUCCUGGUCAGCUGGCCUGGCUCUCAGUUUCUGGGAUACCCCAGAGCCACAGGGACCCUGAAAAGACCCAGAAGACCCCUGGUUCUUGAGAGUUCAGGAGACACCCAGGAAGGCCUUAAGACCACAUAGGCACUCUUCCCAAAAGACAGCAAAAGUGCAGUGAGAGCCCCGGCUCUAUGCCCUGCUUUGGUGGCCCCAAAUUCCUUGUCCAUCUCGUUCUCUUCUUGUUCAUAUCGAAGGGAACAUGGAGUUCUAAUACUGAGUGCCGUGAACUAUGUCUCUCUUGGCAAGACCCUUCAUUUCUCUAGGUCUCAUUUUCCCCAUCUGUAAGACCAAGGGUCUGGACUAGAUGUUCUCUGGUAUUCUGGGAUCUGCCUCUUUUGCCAUCUCUCCCCUGCUUCUGUGUGUGUGUGUGUGUGUGUGUGUGUGUGUGUGUGUGUGUAUUUUAUUUCUGUUUUCCCUGGGAAAGCUCAGGGUGGGUGAAUUGUAUUUAUAUGUGAUUGUACCAAGGGACUCAGCCUCAUGUAGCAUGUACAGGGGUGUGAUUCAUACCGUAGUGACCCACAGAGCACUCCCCCACUGACUCGUUCUGCAUGUGUAGAGUCUCCCUUUUGCCUUCAGACCAACCUGCUCCCCUUUUUCCUACCCCACGGCCCUAUUCCAUGUAAGUUGCCAGUGGUUCCACCGAACAGUGGGAUGUGUGACAGUUUUGGCAUGACGUCUUCAGUAAGAGGGGGAUGAUGUGACUUCGCUUUAGGGGAUGAUGUCUGUAGCCAUUGGAAGGUAAAAAUAGUUGUGUGAUUUCUGAACCAAAGGAAUUUAUGUUUUGUAACUCGGGUACCUUAUUUUGCAUUUUGUUAAAGUAUUAAAUACUUUUUUUUUUUUCCUGUU
Molecule: messenger RNA, 3400 nt
Organism: Lynx canadensis (Canada lynx)
Lineage: Eukaryota; Metazoa; Chordata; Mammalia; Carnivora; Felidae
Gene: PRUNE1
Product: prune exopolyphosphatase 1
Exons: 8
Coding region: 618-1886 (422 amino acids)
Cellular component (GO): cytoplasm
Molecular function (GO): exopolyphosphatase activity
Source: RefSeq, a predicted model, not a curated record